Molecule: messenger RNA, 3380 nt
Organism: Pararge aegeria (speckled wood butterfly)
Lineage: Eukaryota; Metazoa; Arthropoda; Insecta; Lepidoptera; Nymphalidae
Product: minor histocompatibility antigen H13
Exons: 6
Coding region: 99-1208 (369 amino acids)
Biological process (GO): membrane protein proteolysis
Cellular component (GO): cytoplasmic side of endoplasmic reticulum membrane; lumenal side of endoplasmic reticulum membrane; membrane
Molecular function (GO): aspartic endopeptidase activity, intramembrane cleaving
Source: RefSeq, a predicted model, not a curated record
UGUCACUUGUCAAAAGUAAUCCGUCGGGGCGUUUGCGUCGGGGGGAAUUUAGUCCAUUAUUUAUUGAAUGAAAGUUUAAAAUAGUGAAAUUAUAAAAAAUGGCUGAAUCUGUAACAGAACUCCCUAUUACUGUAGAGGAAAGUGUUAUAGAAGGCCUACAAAAUGGAACAUGCAAGACCCCGUUGAGCAUUGAGGGAGUCGCAAUAGCGUACUUAAGUUUAGUGAUAAUGGCUAUUUUACCCAUAUUUUUUGGGUCUUUCCGCUCUGUAAAAUACUUAAAAGAGCAAAAGGAAUCAGGUGAAAUACAUGAGACAAUGACGAAUAAAGAUGCGCUGAUGUUCCCCCUGUUUGCAUCUUGUGCUCUCUUCGCCUUCUACAUAUUCUUCCAAUUCUUCUCCAAGGAGUACAUCAACCUUCUUCUCACUGGAUACUUCUUCUUCCUUGGCGUGUUGGCUUUGAGUCAUCUGCUUAGCCCCAUCAUAGCUCUGAUCGUGCCUGCGUCGGUGCCAAACCUCCCGUACCACAUACUGUUCACGCGCGGCGAGAGGGACGCACGCACCGACAUCGUCAACUACAAGUUCACGUCUUAUGACGUCAUCUGCCUCGUCAUAUCGCUCAUAUUCGGCGCCUGGUAUCUCCUCAAGAAGCACUGGAUAGCGAACAACCUGUUCGGCAUAGCGUUCGCGAUCAACGGCGUGGAACUCCUCCACCUCAACAAUGUGGUGACCGGCUGCAUUUUGCUCUGCGGCCUGUUUCUCUACGACAUCUUCUGGGUGUUCGGCACCAACGUCAUGGUCACCGUGGCCAGGUCCUUCGAAGUGCCCAUUAAAUUGGUGUUCCCCCAGGACCUCCUCGUCAACGGCUUGAACGCCAGCAACUUCGCAAUGCUGGGUCUCGGAGACAUAGUCGUCCCUGGACUGUUCAUCGCUCUCUUGUUGCGUUUCGACAAGAGUUUGAAGCGCGGCUCGGAGUUCUACUUCCGCGCCACAUUCACCGCGUACAUCUUGGGGCUUCUGGCUACUAUACUGGUGAUGCACGUGUUCAAGCACGCUCAACCUGCGUUGCUGUACCUGGUGCCCGCUUGUUUGGCCACUCCCCUGACGCUCGCCUUGCUGAAGGGAGACAUCAACGCGCUUUUCAACUAUGAAGACCAACCGGCGCUGCCCGAAUCUCCGACGGACGCGGUCAAGGCGAAGAAGUCUGAGUAAAACUUACAAUCCACUCAUUGCACGCACAAAUAAACGACAAGUUGUGAAUUAGGCACAUUAAGCUCAGCGCACACUACAACGGGCCGCUCCGCACCGAAUCACAUUCCUGAUACAUAUUAUGAUAUAUGAUUCGCUGUUGCCCGCGUUCUUUGGAACACAGCAUCGCCACAAUGCUGCUUAGCGGCAGAAAUAAGCAUGGCGAUAGUAAUUCCCCGGGCGAGCUCUUUUACAAAAAGCUCUACUAAUAGUAGUACUGGGAUAAAACAUUGCCUAUUUUACUAUACGUCUUUUUAAUUAAUGCAAAAAAUCAAGUUAGGGCGCAAAGGGAGGACAUACAAACAAACAAAACUUCCGCAUUUAUAAUAUCAGUUAGGAUGUGAUCGAUUUUAUUUGAUUGGUAUACAAUCAAUGAAUUUGUUUUUCAUAAUUAUGUUAAUGAAUUGCUCGUUGACGUCUUGUCCUUCAAAGGUACACUGCUGAAUAUAUUUAGAAUAAAGUCUUUGCUGGACAUUACUCUUUUUGACAAUGUAUAAUGUAGACAUCUUAUCCUUGUCCGCAUCUUCUCUGGGUUUUACUCUUCUUUUGAUAGUAUUAAAAUAAAUAAUAAAAUAUAUUAAUUACAUCUUGGUUAAGAAAUUUUUAAUAAAAAGGCUGGCAAUAAGCGUUCUGUCCGCUGUAAUCUUAAACAAGAUGAUGACAUUUGGUUAUUGUAAUAUAGAUACUGGAUUAAAGAUUAACUGUGAAGUUUCUUCUUCUUUUACGGUGGUAGUCACUGCAAACAUUCAAACUUGACAUUUCAGAAGUGCUGAAAAAGUGGGCCUAUCUGAAAUAAUUUUAUUAUGAGUCUCCUAGGAAUUUCUAAACUCCAUUAUCAUUGACCCUUUUUUGUUAUCUGUCCAUCUAAUGGAGGAUAUACAAAUGCUGCGACUUGCAGGACCAUUCAAACACUACAGGUUCUCUGAGUUACGAAAAUUCCUUUCAAUGUCAACCACAAAUUUCCCUAAAAAUCGAUUAAUUAUAGGUGUUUGUUUUGCGGUGCGCCCCGUUUAAGUGUGCGCAAGCCUUUACAAAAAUAUUUUUCUAUCUGCCUUCAAUGGUGAGGGACCAUUACAAUGAGAACAUACUUCCAACACUAGAUUACUUUAUUUAGGCCGAGAGCUAAUGGACGAUUCAUUCAAAGUGUUGAUAAGUCGACAUAGAAAUUUCAACGAAAUUAUAAAGUACAAGAUUUGCUCGCUCGCAAUUGAGGUGUCGUUUUCUUGUAUAGAAAUAAAUGAACAUCGGAGUAUAGUGGAUCUUAUUUACUAAACAGUAAAGCUCAAAUUUGCUUACAAUUCUUAAAUAGGGCUUUGACAUAACGUUUGUGUAAUAAAAAUCAGGAGUACACAAUUUGCAACUCUACAAUGAGUGACAUUAGGUUCAUAUGACUUUAAGAAUACAGUUUAAUUUUCGAAAACAAUUCCUCGAUUGCAAGCGGAACGGAAGCUUGUACGGAACAAUUUAAUCUCCUCAGCUUUGUUUUGCAGAACCAUAGCAGUACUAAAAGAUUAGAAAUAUACCGGUGUACUUUGAACGAAUCUGCUUUCGUGCCUUCGGAUGUAAUGAUAAGUAAAAUGACACUUCCUUUUAGAAUCUUCCAUUGUUUUAUUAAUUCGGACUUGCAUAAAUAAAUGGUUAUUGUAAUAAAAUGUGCAUGAUUAAUGUCUAAAAUUGUGUACGUUUAGAAUUGUGGCUUGUGUAUAUGAAUGUAUAUUUUGGGCUCGUGCCGUAUAUAGAAGCGGAAGCAGAUUUAACCUGGGCUAAGUUCCCGGUUUGCUAAAAUCAUCAAAGGAAAUAAGGUUGUAAAUCUUUUGGCAGACUAAAAUUACUGAACUGAUGAAUGAGUGAGGUACUUAAGUAUUUGUUUAUAUACUACAGUACAAUAUUACAAUUAAAUUAUAUAAUAUAUAAAUAAUAUUAUAAUUGUUUUUUUCGUUUAAAUGUGAGCACUAGAUUACAUUAAGUAUAUUAAGUUUUCGAUUUUUUUUUAAUUCUAUUUUUUUAAUAUUUGAUGUUACCAAUUAGUAAACAAUAUUGCCAGAAGUAAAUGUCGAUGUAAAAUCUCUAGAUGAAUCAUAAUAUGUAUAAAUGUUUGUGUAAUAAGUACAUUCCGAAAAAUAAAUAAAUAGGAAA